UGAGGAUCCGGCCAAACCCAGCUACUCACCUAGGCACAUGCGCAGAUCGAACACUGCGAAGCUCCCGCGGCCCUGGUGCGCGUGACGUAGCACCGUACGCUUGUGCGUGAUGACACAAGGGCGUGCGCUCUGUAGCUCGUAGGGGAAGAUGGCGGCUGCACUUUCGGAGGAGAGGGAUUGAGACGCGGGGAGGAAAGAGGCCAGACAGGGAAACACUCUCAACUGUGAAAACGAACACAUCGCUUGACAUUAGGAGCUCUGCUCAACGCCAGACGGGGGACACAAUUCAGCCCAUAACAGCCAGCAAAAGGCCAAGUAACUUAAUGAUUUGUAUGGUGUGAAGCUGGACUAUGACAUAUGUGAAGCCUGGUUACUGUGGUGAGUGUCCUAGAAGGAAACAUCACCAUGGCCACGGAAAUUGGUUCUCCUCCUCGUUUUUUCCAUAUGCCAAGGUUCCAACACCAAGCGCCUCGACAGUUGUUUUAUAAGCGACCUGAUUUUGCACAGCAACAAGCAAUGCAACAGCUUACUUUUGAUGGGAAACGGAUGAGAAAAGCUGUAAACCGGAAGACCAUAGAUUACAAUCCAUCUGUAAUUAAGUAUUUGGAGAAUAGAAUAUGGCAGAGAGACCAGAGAGAUAUGCGAGCAAUUCAGCCUGAUGCAGGUUAUUAUAAUGAUUUGGUCCCACCUAUAGGAAUGUUGAAUAAUCCUAUGAAUGCAGUAACUACAAAGUUUGUUCGUACAUCAACAAAUAAAGUAAAGUGUCCUGUAUUUGUUGUGAGGUGGACUCCAGAGGGCAGACGAUUAGUCACUGGAGCUUCUAGUGGAGAGUUCACCUUGUGGAAUGGACUCACUUUCAAUUUUGAAACAAUAUUACAGGCUCACGAUAGCCCAGUGAGGGCCAUGACUUGGUCACAUAAUGACAUGUGGAUGUUGACAGCAGACCACGGAGGAUAUGUGAAAUACUGGCAGUCGAACAUGAACAACGUCAAGAUGUUCCAGGCACAUAAGGAGGCGAUUAGAGAGGCCAGUUUCUCACCCACGGAUAAUAAAUUUGCUACAUGCUCUGAUGACGGCACUGUUAGAAUCUGGGACUUUCUUCGUUGCCAUGAGGAAAGGAUUCUUCGAGGGCAUGGUGCUGAUGUGAAAUGUGUAGACUGGCAUCCAACCAAAGGGUUAGUUGUUUCGGGAAGUAAAGAUAGUCAACAGCCAAUCAAGUUCUGGGAUCCCAAGACUGGGCAGAGUCUUGCAACACUUCAUGCUCAUAAAAAUACAGUCAUGGAAGUAAAAUUAAACCUCAAUGGCAAUUGGUUGCUCACAGCAUCACGUGACCAUCUCUGCAAGCUUUUUGACAUCCGGAACCUGAAAGAAGAGCUUCAGGUGUUCCGAGGUCAUAAGAAAGAAGCCACAGCUGUGGCCUGGCAUCCUGUUCAUGAAGGACUGUUUGCCAGUGGAGGAUCUGAUGGUUCUUUAUUAUUCUGGCAUGUUGGGGUUGAGAAGGAAGUGGGUGGGAUGGAGAUGGCCCAUGAAGGGAUGAUCUGGAGUCUGGCCUGGCAUCCUCUUGGACAUAUUCUUUGCUCAGGCUCAAAUGACCAUACUAGCAAAUUCUGGACUCGAAAUCGACCAGGUGAUAAAAUGCGAGAUAGAUAUAAUCUAAACCUAUUACCUGGAAUGUCUGAAGAUGGAGUAGAAUAUGAUGAUCUUGAACCUAACAGCUUGGCAGUAAUUCCAGGGAUGGGGAUACCAGAACAACUAAAACUAGCUAUGGAACAAGAGCAGAUGGGGAAAGAUGAAUCAAAUGAAAUUGAAAUGACAAUACCAGGUUUAGACUGGGGAAUGGAGGAGGUGAUGCAAAAAGAUCAGAAAAAAGUACCUCAGAAAAAAGUCCCUUAUGCUAAACCUAUUCCUGCUCAGUUCCAGCAGGCUUGGAUGCAAAACAAAGUUCCAAUUCCUGCUCCAAAUGAAGUUCUGAACGAUAGAAAAGAGGACAUUAAAUUGGAAGAGAAGAAAAAAACUCAAGCAGAAAUUGAGCAAGAAAUGGCCACAUUGCAGUACACAAACCCACAGCUUCUGGAGCAACUUAAAAUUGAAAGACUUGCUCAGAAACAGGCUGAGCAGAUUCAGCCUCCUUCCUCAUCUGGCACCCCUCUCCUUGGACCUCAGCCUUUUCCAGGACAAGGUCCAAUGUCUCAGAUUCCUCAAGGUUUUCAACAGCCCCAUCCAUCUCAGCAGAUGCCAAUGAAUAUGGCUCAGAUGGGACCUCCUGGUCCACAGGGACAGUUCAGACCUCCUGGGCCUCAGGGACAAAUGGGACCACAAGGUCCUCCACUGCAUCAGGGAGGUGGGGGUCCUCAAGGAUUCAUGGGACCACAAGGGCCACAGGGCCCGCCCCAGGGGCUGCCCCGGCCUCAGGACAUGCAUGGACCCCAAGGAAUGCAAAGGCAUCCUGGACCUCAUGGUCCUUUGGGACCUCAAGGACCACCUGGACCACAAGGUAGUUCUGGUCCUCAAGGUCAUAUGGGUCCUCAGGGUCCGCCUGGCCCACAGGGUCACAUGGGCCCCCAAGGCCCACCUGGUCCUCAGGGCCACUUGGGCCCACAGGGGCCUCCUGGAACUCAAGGUAUGCAGGGACCACCUGGUCCCAGAGGAAUGCAAGGACCUCCUCAUCCUCAUGGGAUCCAAGGUGGGCCAGGCUCUCAAGGGAUCCAAGGUCCUGUGUCUCAGGGACCUCUGAUGGGAUUGAAUCCAAGAGGAAUGCAGGGACCUCCAGGUCCCCGGGAAAAUCAGGGUCCUGCUCCCCAAGGGAUGAUGAUGGGCCACCCGCCUCAAGAAAUGAGAGGACCUCACCCUCCAAGUGGACUGCUGGGACAUGGCCCUCAGGAAAUGCGAGGUCCUCAGGAGAUGCGGGGCAUGCAGGGGCCUCCACCCCAAGGAUCAAUGCUUGGCCCUCCCCAGGAACUACGAGGGCCUCCAGGCUCACAAGGUCAGCAGGGGCCGCCCCAGGGAUCUUUGGGACCUCCACCCCAGGGUGGCAUGCAAGGGCCUCCUGGACCUCAGGGACAACAGAACCCGGCAAGAGGGCCGCAUCCAUCUCAAGGGCCAAUACCAUUCCAGCAACAGAAAACACCUCUGCUAGGUGAUGGGCCUCGGGCCCCCUUCAAUCAGGAAGGACAGAGUGCAGGCCCCCCACCCCUGAUUCCAGGCCUAGGGCAGCAGGGAGCACAAGGCCGAAUCCCCCCUCUAAACCCCGGACAAGGACCUGGCCCCAACAAAGGUGACUCCCGAGGCCCUCCCAACCAUCACCUGGGUCCGAUGUCAGAGAGGCGACAUGAGCAGAGUGGUGGCCCUGAGCACGGGCCUGAGAGAGGCCCUUUCCGGGGUGGCCAGGACUGCAGGGGUCCCCCCGACAGGCGGGGCCCUCAUCCAGACUUUCCUGAUGACUUCAACAGACCAGAGGACUUCCACCCCGACAAGCGCUUUGGCCACCGAUUACGUGAAUUUGAAGGACGAGGAGGACCUUUGCCACAGGAAGAGAAGUGGAGGCGAGGGGGCCCCGGACCUCCAUUUCCUCCUGACCACAGGGAAUUCAGUGAGGGGGAUGGUCGGGGUGCAGCCCGAGGCCCUCCAGGGGCAUGGGAAGGCCGCAGACCAGGAGAUGAACGAUUUCCCCGGGAUCCUGAGGACCCACGUUUCCGAGGGCGUAGAGAAGAAAGCCCUAACUGCCUCCAAGGCCCCAUCUCCAAAUACCAUCACAGUCGGGAUUGGAACUUCAGUAUGAAGGAUGGGGGAGCACAAACAGUUCAUAACAAAAGCUUCCGAAGAGGAGCCCCCCCAAGGCACGAGGGCCGUGCUCCCCCCAGAGGAAGGGAUGGCUUUCCUGGUCCUGAAGACUUUGGCCCAGAGGAGAGUUUUGAUGCUUCUGACGAAGCAGCCCGAGGUCGAGAUCUCAGAGGUCGAGGUCGUGGCACUCCAAGAGGAGGAAGGAAGGGUUUACUUCCCACUCCUGAUGAGUUCCCUCGCUUCGAAGGAGGGCGGAAGCCAGACUCCUGGGAUGGAAACCGAGAGCCCGGGCCAGGUCAUGAACAUUUCCGAGAUGCUCCUCGCCCCGAUCAUCCCCCUCAUGAUGGUCAUUCCCCAGCCAGCAGAGAGCGCUCUUCUUCCCUUCAGGGCAUGGACAUGGCAUCUCUGCCACCCCGAAAGCGCCCCUGGCAUGAUGGGCCAGGCACUUCUGAGCACAGGGAGAUGGAGGCCCCUGGGGGCCCUGCUGAGGAGCGAGGAGGUAAAGGCCGAGGGGGCCCAGGACCAUCCCAGAGAGUGCCAAAAUCUGGGCGUUCCAGCUCCUUAGACGGAGAACACCACGAUGGAUACCACAGAGAUGAACCUUUUGGGGGCCCUCCGGGCAGUGGCACCGCUUCUCGAGGGGGCCGGAGUGGCAGUAACUGGGGUAGAGGGAGUAACAUGAACUCUGGUCCGCCAAGGCGAGGCACUUCAAGGGGUGGUGGACGGGGUCGGUAGAAGUGGGGUGAGUACCUUUUCGCCCCUCUGGACAGUAUUUAGAACUUCUUGUGGACUUUCCAAGCAAACACAAGGAAGUGUGCACCACUGUAGCUCUAAACUCUGGGACAGCUGUGCUCCCAGAGCCCCUGAGGGUGUCUUCGCGAUGAAGAGACUGCCACUGGCUACCCUGAGUAGCUGACCUCCUUUUGUGUCCUGUCCACCCUCCUUGCAUAACUCCCAUGUUGUUUUGUGAAGAUACAAGCUGGAAUCUUUUUUUAAGUGUCAUGAGACAUGGAGCGCCUCCUUAAAUUCAUGUCCAAUUGGAAAUUUGUUUCUAUAUGUACAGUUUGUCAGAGAAAAAACAUUAAGUUGUUUUUGUAUGAAUACAGAAUGUGAUUUACGCAAGAAUUAACAGAAA
This is a messenger RNA of Chinchilla lanigera (long-tailed chinchilla), 4915 nucleotides long. RefSeq names its product WD repeat domain 33 (gene Wdr33). Bases 406 to 4515 code for a protein of 1369 amino acids. NCBI's taxonomy places the organism in Eukaryota, Metazoa, Chordata, Mammalia, Rodentia, Chinchillidae. Gene Ontology annotation, molecular function: protein binding. The transcript has 24 exons. The record is from RefSeq and is a predicted model, not a curated record. Gene Ontology annotation, cellular component: mRNA cleavage and polyadenylation specificity factor complex.